This is a messenger RNA of Darwinula stevensoni, 1273 nucleotides long. The record is from the annotation of a GenBank genome assembly. Lineage: Eukaryota; Metazoa; Arthropoda; Ostracoda; Podocopida; Darwinulidae.
CGCUGGAUUUCGUGUGGUGGUGACCGAAAAAUCGAGUGCCGUGAAGCAUCCGUCGCGGAAUGCACUUUUUUGUCUUUCUCCCAUUCCUCGCUUCUCUCGUCCUCGUCCUUCUCGCCGAUCAUCGGGAUCCUCAACACAUCAAUCACGAGAUAGACGACUCCGAGUUUUGCACUUACGAUGGGAGAAUCGGUCAUUGCGAGGCGAUUCUCGACUGCAAACGGGAAAUUCCCAAGAAGGAACUCUUUCAGAGACGCCAUGCUUGUUCCCAUGUCGCCUAUAGGGAGACGAUAUGUUGUGAAAUGACGGGAAGCAUCGACUACCCCGGGCGGAUCGUGGGAGGAGAUGACACGGCACCUUGGGAAUAUCCUUGGAUGGCUGCCCUUCUCACAAAGUCUUCCAAUAAAAGACCAUUCUGCGGCGGAUCCCUCAUUUCUCCCGUCCACGUCCUCACCGCUGCUCAUUGCGCGAAACAUAUUCUCCCAGACCCAACAUCUUUUCGAGUCCGGAUCGGGGAGCAUAACUUUGACAGCGAACUGGAGACGGACUAUCGAAAUUUCCGCGUCCAAAAUGUCUCCAUUCACCCCAAUUACACUUCAUCUUACACCAUCAAGGACGACCUGGCUAUCCUUGAACUGAAUGCUUCCUGCAUGGACAAACCUCGGACGGUCUGCCUCCCAGAAGUACCAAAUGAUUUUCGCAAUCAUGAGGCCGUCGUCAUCGGCUGGGGAGUGACGGAGGCAGGGAAGAACCAACCACCCAUCCUCCAAGAAGUCACUGUCGAGGUAUAUCCGCAAGUGAAGUGCGAGGAGGCCUACGAAAACUUCAAAAUCACGGAUUCUCAUCUGUGUGCAGGGAUCCAGGAGAACGGAGGGAAGGACUCGUGUCAGGGGGAUUCCGGAGGACCUUUACACGUGAAGCUGAAAGGGAGAUGGGUUCAGGUGGGGAUCGUCUCGUUUGGGAUCGGAUGUGCCGAGGCUCUUCAUCCCGGGGUCUACACGAAUGUCUCCUCCUACUUGUCGUGGAUUGCUGAUGUCCUCGAUCCUUACACUCUUAACGAUGAAUUGUGUGGGGAAUCUCUGGAGCAAGAUCCAAAGAUGUUUGAGGACUGCCCAAACGGAGCAGUCUCCUCACGCUCCCUCAUUCAAGCAUUGCUUCCGUCUUUAACCAUUCCCAUCCUCCUAUUUUCAAUCUCUUCCUCAUUCCUUCCCUCACUUGCCACAUAAUUCAACAUACCAUUGAAUAUAUAUAUAUAUAUAUUUUUUUUUUUUUGGGG